UACCUACCUCUUCAUGAUGCAAGCUCAAGGCAAGAUGUUGAGGGACAACGUGCGAACGAUAGGCAUUUUGAUUCGAGACCGCUACACCAAAAGGAACAACACUCUUAAUGGCACAGAUUAUCUUGAAGGGUACAAUUCAAGUGAAUAUCUUGGUCAGAGUGGAACAUACCUUCCAGAAGAUUUCACAUAUUCUCCUGGUUUGCCUUGUCCAGAAAAACUGCCUUCUAUGAAGGGGUUUAUUGAUAUCAACAUGAGUGAAAUCAGCAUGGAAGAAAUCCAACGUUUAUUUUCACAAGAUUUAGAAAUCCAAUAUGGAGGCCACUGGAAGCCAAAGGAUUGUAAACCCCGCUGGAAGGUGGCAAUCCUUAUUCCAUUCCGCAACAGGCAUGAGCAUCUCCCAAUUCUGUUUCGGCAUUUGAUUCCGAUGCUUCAACGUCAACACGUGCAGUUUGGCUUCUAUGUCAUUGAACAGGCUGGUAACUAUCCUUUCAACCGUGCAAUGCUAUUUAACGUUGGUUUUAUGGAGGCUAUGAAGGAUCUAGAUUGGGACUGUCUCGUUUUCCAUGAUGUUGAUCACAUUCCAGAAAGUGAUCGCAAUUAUUAUGGAUGUGGGCAGAUGCCACGGCAUUUUGCAUCAAAGCUGGACAAGUACAUGUACCUUCUGCCAUACAAUGAGUUCUUCGGUGGAGUCAGUGGUCUAACAGUAGACCAAUUCAGGAAAAUCAAUGGCUUUCCCAAUGCCUUCUGGGGAUGGGGUGGCGAAGAUGAUGACUUGUGGCGUAGAGUUUCCUUUGCAGGAUAUAAUGUGACAAGGCCAGAAGGAGAUCUGGGAAAAUACAAGUCUAUCCCCCAUCAUCAUCGAGGGGAAGUGCAGUUUCUAGGCAGAUAUAAAUUGUUGAGGUAUUCUAAAGAACGUCAGCCCCUGGAUGGGUUGAACAACCUGAAGUAUGCUCCAAAUAUAACCCUGCACUUUUUGUACAAAAAUAUAACAGUGAACCUUACACCAGAGUUGGCUCCUGUAAUUGAAGGCUAAAGAGGAUGGGACCAUCUGAAAUUUCUAACGGCUUCCCUGGAACAUUGUGGAUUUCAGAGCAUUUUUGUUUAGUGGCAGUUCAGUGAAGGACUUUAAGGGUCUUGAGGAACAGCCAAACCACCUCAGCUGUGGAUGAUUUAAUGACGGCUUGAGUCCUGAAUUUUGAACAGCUGAUUGUGUCUGCAUGUCGCACUAGCUUUUGCUAAUGAAUUCGCCCUGCACUUUGAAAGACAACGUGUCAUCAUUCUGAAAUCAAGAGGUUUACAGCAGGGCUACUUUGACUGUUAAGUCCUUGCAUUAUUGUCUAAGCUUUCUCGUUGUGAUCAGCUGUUCUUGUAUAAAGGUGUUAAAGCCAAUAGAAUUUCCAUUUGUAUGUAUUGCAUAACAUAUUGUAUUUUUAGCUAAAAUGAAGGCUUGAAAUAAUGCUAUGGAUUUGUAAAUAUACUGUAAAAUUGUGCACUUUGCCACUCCUUUUUUAUACCAUUGAACUUAUGCAUUUGUGUGAUGUUCCUUUUAAAAAGGAGAUAUAUAAUAUAUAUAUGUAUGUAACUUGGCAUGUAAGAACAAAAUGUAUAUAGUCUUUAAGACACAUUAUUUUAAUUUCCAUACUGAACAAUGGGGAGAUUGCAAUAUAUUGUCUCGUUGCUGUUAGCUAAAACCAUAACUUGUAACAGUAGGAUUCUACACUGCCAAGUCACUUCACCUUCUGGUUUGAUUUGAAAAAGACAUUUUUGUUCGUAAAGUAAAAUGAGUUUAGCUUUGGAUUAUCUUCUGAUGUGUGGUAUAAUGCUAGUUGAUUCAUUUAUGUAUUUGGGGAAGGAAAGCUUAAAACCAAGAUGUGUGGGGGAUGUUGGGGCAGGAGGGAAGUGUUAGGUAUUUGCUUUCAAAGGAUUUGAAGAUAAGCUACAAGCUAAACCAAAUUUCAUCUUGUAGGGUUUAGGGUGUGCUGCCUUAGUUACUGAGCAGCUGGUGCAAAGGUAUUGAUGGUUCUCUUUACAAAACCAAAUUUCUUGCCUCACUGUUCUGACUGGCUGACCAUCUUUUAUCAUUCCCCUGCAUGCUAAGAAAUACGGCAUUUAUCAAUUUGCCAUAUUUAGAUACGUGUUUAUGAAGUGAAGCCUUGUUUUCCAUAAUCUUUUCACGCUGGGGGGGAGAGAAAGCAAGCAUUCUAAAAUUAACACUUGUAUGCUAAUAAUUAUUUUCAUUUUUUAAAAUAAAGCAUGUGGUGAGUAACUGGAUACAAAUUUAAAAACAAAAUUUUAUGAAUUGCUGUAUAUAUGCCAGUACUAUUCAAAUAAUGGAAUGAUUCUGUGCAAACAGCUUCCUUUCAGAUAACGUCCCAUUCCUUUAAUUUUUAAGAUGGGAUUUGUUGACUCUGUCUUUGAGAACCUGCCUUUACUUUUGGUUUAACCUGAUGGAAAUUGAUACAGCUGCUGGUCUCUACCAUUAGGGGAAGGGCAAUAUGCAUUCCCCUUUUAAAACCUUAAAAUAAUCCGUUUUCUCAUUUUUUUUUUUUUUCUGUUCAAAAUGUAUGGAUUCUUUGAAGAGCCUGAGAAACAUUUUCGUUACUGAUCUGUGAAUGAUUGCAGCAGCUCUUCAGUUGUGGAUGAGUCUGGUAUUGUUUGUUUUCAUUGUAUAUUUGCAAAUCUUUUAUGUGUAACUUGUCAAAAUUGUUAGUAAUCCACACUUGAGAACUUUUUCCUAUGUUUUUGUUUAGGAUUUAUACUUUCAUCAACUGUGCUUGAAUACACUUGGAGAGUGGAAACCAUGCAAAAUGGUUCCAAAAAUGUCAUAAGUAGUCAAAAGGAGUUGAUUGGCUUAAAAAUGGAUCAAACAGUGUUGAUGAAAAGGUGCAGGUGCUUCAUGAGUACUGGAAGAAAACAAACCCAUACAGGCUUCAAGAAAAGUAAGAGCAAAUUUUCUUACCAUAAGAUUGGAUGAUUACUUUAGAAAGUACUUGGGGUAAGGGCACAGAACACAAAGCUGCUGUCACUAAUGACAGUGACAUUCAGGCUUUGGUUUGUCUGCCAGUUGCAGAUAAUCGAAAUCAGUUUAUUCUUAAUCUAAUUCUGGAUAGAAAGAGUUACCAUUAGAUUAUCAAACCGUAGCGAGUAGACUCUGGAAGAAUAAGAACUAUAAUACCUUGAAAAAGACGUGCUCAUAAAUCUUAUGCUGAUUAUAAUGAAGUUCACUUCAAACAGAAUUGGAAGCUGCAAGAUUGUCUUUUAAAGAAUGGAAGAUGUAACUAGGAGGAUGUUGUUCUGGCCUAUGUUAUCUCUUUGUUGAGCUGAAUGAACAAAGAUUGAGACAAAUGUUCGAUGCUUAUCCUUCUAACGGGUAAGUGGUAUCAAGGUGCCUGAGGAGAACCUUUGGGUUUUGCAGGAAGGGGCAUUAUUGAUUUGUUGAUUCACUGCUGUGAAUAAAAACAUUUGAUUUCUUUUUCCAUCUAAUUUAAAGAUUGUUAAAUCGAGGCCAAAGAUUAAAUGUUCAGGGACUUCUUGCCCACCAUAAUCCACAAUCUGAUUUUAUAAAAGUCAAGAUACCAAUCAUCAAUUAAUUAAUAAAUAGUUUUGUCAAAUCCAGCUCCACCCCGAUGUUAAAAAAAAUUUGAAAUGCCCCCUCGUUUUGCUUCUAAAUGACAUCUAUCAUCUAGCUAAAAUUUAUUAAAAUUUUCUGGUAGGGAAACUUAUUUUCAAGAAGACUGCGUUCUAAAAUCUAGUUUUUGUUUAAAAGUUUGAGUCAAAGGAGCUGAAGUUGAAUCCUUUCAUUUGUAUUUUUUCUUUAAUCUUGAUGUGAAUUCUUAAGAUUUGCUAAUAUCUUAUAACUCUGUUAAGGUGGUAUACUUGUAUGUGGUCUGACAUUUUUUUGUGUAUCUUAGAUGAUUUUAUUUCUCAGUAUUAACCGAACAGAUUGUGCACUUUAAUGUUUAUCUAUACAUGUACAUGUUUUAUAUAAAAAUAUAUUAAACGUGUAUGUAUUGGAUUCUAAAUUGGAAGGGAAGAAACUGCAUUUGCAGUUGGUGAAAGCAGGUAAUUGUGGCAGCAAUAAUUAAGGUUUUAGCUCAAAUUCCAAUGACCAUUUGCUGAGUUGCCAAUCAUAUAACAGUACAAUUACAGGUUCUUUACACCAUUCAAAAUACAGUAUAAAGCCAGUUCAUAGGCAAAAGUAAUUUAUUGUAGCAUGCUGCAGGAAGAAUUAAAAGGCAUGCUUAAAUUGUACAAAUCACAGUUAACUGUGGUGAAUUGUUUCUAAGAAUCUUUGUUGUCUUGUGGGUAUGUUUGUGAUAAUAUUUGUAUGUUUUGUAUCAUUCUUUUAUGAGAAUAAACAAUACCAGCACCGAAAG
Molecule: messenger RNA, 4376 nt
Organism: Rhincodon typus (whale shark)
Lineage: Eukaryota; Metazoa; Chordata; Chondrichthyes; Orectolobiformes; Rhincodontidae
Gene: b4galt6
Product: UDP-Gal:betaGlcNAc beta 1,4- galactosyltransferase, polypeptide 6
Exons: 8
Coding region: 14-1033 (339 amino acids)
Biological process (GO): carbohydrate metabolic process; glycosphingolipid biosynthetic process
Molecular function (GO): UDP-galactose:glucosylceramide beta-1,4-galactosyltransferase activity
Source: RefSeq, a predicted model, not a curated record